This is a messenger RNA of Microtus oregoni (creeping vole), 897 nucleotides long. RefSeq lists its product as uncharacterized. The record is from RefSeq and is a predicted model, not a curated record. The transcript is spliced from 5 exons. Bases 1 to 897 code for a protein of 298 amino acids. Lineage: Eukaryota; Metazoa; Chordata; Mammalia; Rodentia; Cricetidae.
AUGGAACCAGACCAAGAGGAACAAUUGAGAAACACCGAAGAAUUGAAUGUGGAAGAGAGUGGGAAGCAGGAAGGACGAAGGCCCUCAGGUUCUUCCUGUCACCCAUGGACUGACUCUGAAAUCAGGAUCUUCCUGGAGGAGUGGGAAGUAGUUGAGCGCAGAGUGGGAAACCCAGGCAGGAAGAUCUCAGAGACGAUCCAGGCUCUUUGCCUGCAACUCAAUGAACGGAGAGGCCUAAAAAAGAGCUGGGAAAGCUGUGUAGACCUGUUACUGACCCUGCAGAAUCUGCACAGGUCACUCUGUAGUGGCAGACCAGAGGCUGUCCCCUUGUUUUCUCCGUAUUCCGAGGCCCUGUACAGGAUCCUGGGCCGACCCCCAGGUUCUUCCUGUAGCCCAUGGACUGACUCUGAAAUCAGGAUCUUCCUGCAGGAGUGGGAAGGAGUUGAAUGGAGAGUGGGAAACCCAUGCAGGAAGAUCCUGGAGAAGAGCUGGGCAAUUCACCAGCAAAUCAAUGAGAGGAGGGGCCUGAAGAAGAGCUGGGAGAGUUGUGUGGACCUGUUGCUGACCCUGCAGAAUCUGCACAGGAUACUCUGUAAUGAGAGACUAGAGGCCAUUCCCUUGUUUUCUCCUUACUCCAAGGCCCUGUAUAGGAUCCUGGGCCAACCACCAGAAGAAUGUAAAUCGGACAUGUUCCAGGUGGACCAGAACAUAGAGCAGAUCAUGGUUCAGUCCUUACUGCCGAGAUGGGUCUGGUAUAUGCCUGCCUGCCAAGAACUGUCAACCUUCCGUGAAUCAGCCUUUAAAUUGUGGUACCACUGUUUCUUUUACACAGCUUCAGGGGAACCCAUUGUUUAUGAGGUCUUCGAAGAAUUCCGUUUCCCAGAGGGGACCCCCUGA